Penicillium daleae is the source of this 651-nucleotide messenger RNA. RefSeq names its product Zn(II)2Cys6 transcription factor domain-containing protein. Gene Ontology annotation, molecular function: zinc ion binding; DNA-binding transcription factor activity, RNA polymerase II-specific. The record is from RefSeq and is a predicted model, not a curated record. Lineage: Eukaryota; Fungi; Ascomycota; Eurotiomycetes; Eurotiales; Aspergillaceae. Bases 1 to 651 code for a protein of 216 amino acids. Gene Ontology annotation, biological process: regulation of DNA-templated transcription. The transcript is spliced from 2 exons.
AUGUCCCAGGAGUUGCGGCAAACAAGCCACCAGAUUCUCACUGGAGGUGAAAAAUUUCCCCGUCGCCAGUCGUAUGCCCAAUAUGCGUCGGAUGCCUCGGGGGCUGAGUCGGCUCUUUUCCAGUACGAAUGGCCACUGCCUGGAUACCCGCAGUCUUUGCCGAUUUGCCUCCCGGUCAACAGCGACAUACUCACUGGCCGCGAUGAACCUCCAGGCCAUCCAGGCAAUGGUAACCAGCUCAUAAAUGCUAAAAUUCCCAUUUCACGAAUUGCACGCCACAGUAAUUGUACCAUUAGUGGCCGAGUUAGUCGAGCAUGCGAUAAUUGCCGCGAGAAAAAGACCAAAUGCAGUGGUAAUCGGCCCUCAUGCCAUCGUUGUCAUGAUGCUAGGGUGCAGUGUUCCUACGGGGACCGGAAACGGGAAAAGAUUUUAACGCAGCUGGAAGAACUCAGCACGCAGGUUCAUAUCUACGAAAAUUUGCUGCAAUAUUUGUACCCCAGACUUGACGCAUCGUCGUCCCAACAUGUCAAUCAGACACUUGGUGAUCAAUUAGUCAGGGUGAGCCUCCACGGCCUUUUUAAUUUCCUCUCUAGUGCUACUCAUCUCCUUCCUAAUGGACUUAUCGUCGUCCCCAAAGAAAAAAAUGUCUAA